Messenger RNA from Danio rerio (zebrafish), 1044 nucleotides. Lineage: Eukaryota; Metazoa; Chordata; Actinopteri; Cypriniformes; Danionidae. The record is from RefSeq and is a predicted model, not a curated record.
CACCAAAAUCAUACGAGAGAGUUUCCACCAGCUCAGUUCCUUAUAACUACCCAUUUUAUCCUGCAUAUGAGCCUGUGGAGGGUCAGGUGUGUAACUUCCUGUCAGCUGCUGACCGGAGCUGGAGGGACUUCCUGUGUGAGCAGAAGCCGCUGUCAGAUGUUCAGUACAGCCAGAGCUCAUGCUGGAACACUGCUGUUUAUUCUGGAUCUUUCUACAACUACAGCACCACCGACCUGCCUCCGUCACAAUUCAGCCUGGACAUCCAGCCUGCAGGGGGCAGCAUACUGACAGAUGUGCGUCUGCAGGUCAGUGUGUUCAGCGGAGAGUCUCUGCUCACAGAAGUCACCGUCUCCAGUGUUGAGGGCUGUCGGCUGGCCCCUGAGGACCCCAGCUGGACCUACGGCGGCCCCGAGCUGGUUCCUCUGCCCCAGCAGGAGUGCAGGGGAGCGCUGGAGGGUGGGGUCCUGCUGUGGAUGAGCCCCGAUGGCCUGUACGCCCGCCGCUGCUGCCAGAGCCGCGUUUACUGCGACGCCACACACACACGACUGCUCAAACUGGACACACAGCAGACCUGCAAACUACUGGACACGCAGAUCUUCCUCACAGAACUGCAGGCUUAUGUGCUUCAUGCUCGGCCUCCUCCACGUUUCCAUGCACAGCUGUUAUUUGAGAGUUAUGACCGCUCAGAACGACCGCUGACUGUCCAGGUGGAGCCACUGUUCGCCCGUCAGCUGAUACUUCUCCUACAACAGGGCGGAGUCAGUCACAUCCGACACGCCCACGACCUUUCUCCUUUGACAGCAGAGCAGAUUCACCCGACCUUUCAGGACCACGCCAGUGGAGUUCAGACUCAUGGAAACUUCUCCCACCAGUGACGCCAGAGACAACCAUUGAUUUAAAUGCGCAUAUUAAUUAUAUUAAACAUACCUAUGGGAUGUUGCUGUGGAAUUUAGCAACUUAAUGCAUUAAUACAGGAUAUGAGAGUUCUAAUAUUUACAAUACAUACAGCUGAAGUCAGAAUUAUUCGCACUUCUGUAUGUUUUU